This is a messenger RNA of Anopheles maculipalpis, 603 nucleotides long. RefSeq lists its product as uncharacterized. The record is from RefSeq and is a predicted model, not a curated record. Bases 1 to 603 code for a protein of 200 amino acids. The transcript is spliced from 2 exons. Gene Ontology annotation, molecular function: odorant binding. Lineage: Eukaryota; Metazoa; Arthropoda; Insecta; Diptera; Culicidae.
AUGAAUCCCGCUUACGGUAAAGUUUUCCUGGUCGUGUGCAGCACCCUGCUGGUUAGUGUGGCCGGUGUACCGAACGCUUGCGGCAAACUAGAUCUGAAGACGGAUCCAUUCACCUGCUGCACCAUCCCGAAGCUGCUGGACGUGUCGAUCGUGAGCAGCUGCUUUGAGAAGUUCCCCAUCGAUAAGGAUGCUGCGGAUAAGGGAACUGGUGGCAUGCCCAACACGGAAUGCAUGUCCGAGUGCAUCCUGAACACUACCGGCAUCUACAAUCGUGGCGAGCUGGACGAGAAGAAGCUGAACAGCGUGUUCAUUGACAGCCUGCCACAAACCAGCCCGUGGUUGAGCGUGGUCCGCAAGGCAAUCAAGGAUUGUUCGGCGAAGGCUACUAAGAAGGACAAGGAGUUCGGAAAGGCCGUUGCACAACAGAAGAAAACCGGCGGCAAGGGAGCUACGGUGUGCAAUCCGGAGGCUAGCUUCCUGGUCGAUUGUAUCCACACCACGGUGUUCAGUGAAUGUCCAGUUAACCUACGCUCGACCACGACGGAGUGUGACGCCAUCUGGAAGUUCCUGAAGAACUGCCCAUUCAGCGCUCUGCGCCAGUAG